AUGUAUGUUGUGCCUUCUUACGCGCAGAAUACUACUCAAAAUAAUGCUCGCGACUCAUUUCGGCGUGAUCUCGAGAGUAUUCGACGAGAUUUGAACGAUUUACGUAAUAGUACUAAUUCAACAUCAUGCUUGGUUUGUUCCCGUCGAGCAAUAACAUCACGAAUCAAACCAACGACUUGUCCUCACUAUCAUUCAGCUUACGAUCAACGUUUUGUGAAACCAACAAAACCGCACUUGGUUCCUAAUUAUAUCUUUCAUACACUGCCUGAAACAAAGUCAUCAUGGGAGUCUUCUUGGACUAAGAAUGAAAAUUAUCGUUUCAUGGAACCAACAAAGUCGUCGAUUGUUCCUAAUUAUAUCGUUCGUACACAGCCUGAAACAAGGUCAUCAUGGGAGUCUUCUUGGACUAAGAAUGACAACCAUUAUAACUAUCCGCAAAGACCAUGGACAAUAUCGAGAUAUGUCCCUUAG
This is a messenger RNA of Rotaria socialis, 471 nucleotides long. The record is from the annotation of a GenBank genome assembly. Lineage: Eukaryota; Metazoa; Rotifera; Eurotatoria; Philodinida; Philodinidae.